AUUGGCAGCGGCGGCGCACCGAGGGCGCUCCCGGGGGCGUGGGCUGGAGCGGGUGUCCCGACGGCGUGCUCUGCCCCCAGGCUCAGGAUCUCCUGUCCACCGGGAGAGGCUAGUCCGAAGAGCCGAGGGACAGCGCACGGGAGUUUUUAUUUCCCUCCCCGGCCACUGCUCCGGCAGACAUUCUUCUGCAUUUCUUAAGGGAGAAAACUCGCCAGAGAAGGAGGAUAGGAGGAAAGGCAGUAGAGGAGGGGGAGAAAGUUGAUUGACUUGCAGAGAGGUGAAGCUUUGCUGUGGCUCCCGCUGCACUUUGCACUGGAGACCUUCAGUCCGCGCGAAGCUGUAGGAUGGAGCCAGAGCCCCCGCCCGAGCUCACAGCAAUGCCCCUCGGGGAGAAUGGGAGUGUGCGCCUGGUGCCCGACACAGCCCUGCUGUCUCCGGGGAGAGGCACGGCCGUGUUCAUCAUCCGCUGCGUGAUCCCUUCGCUUUACCUGCUCAUCAUCACUGUGGGCUUGCUGGGCAACAUCACCCUCAUGAAGAUCUUCAUUUCCAACAGCGCCAUGAGAAGUGUGCCCAACAUCUUCAUCUCCAGCCUCGCUGCUGGUGAUCUGCUCCUGCUAGUGACCUGUGUGCCCGUGGAUGCCUCCCGGUAUUUCUCUGAAGAGUGGCUCUUUGGAGAAGUGGGCUGCAAGCUCAUCCCUGUCAUCCAGCUGACCUCUGUUGGUGUCUCUGUCUUCACCCUCACUGCCCUCAGUGCUGACAGGUACAAAGCAAUUGUAAAUCCCAUGGACAUCCAGACCUCCAGUGCAGUGCUGUGGACUUGUCUCAAAGCCACUGCCAUCUGGGUAAUCUCCAUGCUCCUGGCAGUUCCUGAAGCAGUGUUCUCCGAACUGGCUCACAUCAAUGACACCGAUAAUGCCACCUUCACAGCAUGCAUACCAUACCCCAUGACGGAUGACAUGCACCCAAAGAUCCAUUCUGUGCUGCUUUUCCUUGUGUAUUUCCUUGUCCCUCUUGUAAUUAUCAGUAUCUACUACUAUCAUAUUGCAAAGAGUUUAAUAAAAAGUGCUCACAACAUCCCUGGGGAACACAGUGAGCAUUCCAAAAGACAGAUGGAAACUCGGAAGCGUCUGGCAAAAAUUGUUUUAGUUUUUGUUGGCUUCUUUGCUAUCUGCUGGUUUCCUAACCACGUGCUAUACAUGUACAGAUCCUUUAAUUACAAUAAGAUUGAUCCAUCGAUGGGACAUAUGGUUGUUACCUUAGUGGCCCGAGUUCUAAGCUUCUGCAACUCUUGUGUCAACCCAUUUGCACUGUAUUUCCUCAGUGAGAGUUUUAGAAGACAUUUCAACAACCAGCUCUGCUGCAGGAAGAAAGCUCAGAAAGAGAGAUCUGCCAGCUACUUGUGCAACUCUUCUGCCAUUCAAAUGACUUCCCUGAAAAGCAAUACCAGGAACACAGUGACUACCAUGACACAACUGAAUGGGCACAACUUGAAACAAGAAAUGUCGUUAUGAUCUAAUGAGUGUGAUUUUUGACUGUCAAGCAAAUCUGAACUUUUCCUUUGCAGCUUGUAAGUCACUUUUGGCUCUUGUUCUUAGACAGUCCUCAGAAGAGAGGCUCUGUUAAAUUCUGGCCAAUAUGAGGUUAUUUCACACCAUCUGACUCUUAGAAGUGAAUAGUAUGUUUAAUUGAGAAAACAAAACUGACUGACAUAAUAUUGUACAUUAAAAGAGAUGCUGAUAUAUGUUUUACAUAAAGGAAAGCAGUGUAUCUGAUAAAACAUUGCUUUAAAAAGUAUAGAUUUUCUGAUAUCAAAAUAUGUAUUUUUAACUGAAUAUUGAUCCAGGGUCAUGUAUUGCUUUAAUAGAGUUUGCAUGACUUUAGUUCUGUUAUGUGUGUGCUAGCUUUGAUGAUUAAGACUGUUGGACAUUUUGGAUUCCAUUAAACUUUUAUUUUUAAUUUAUUUUUUCUUUAAUCAGCUCACAUGUCAGCACAGGUAGUCAAAUUGACACAAUGACUGAAGCUUAUUGCCACUACUUGUACAAGGCUGUUCAUAUAAAAGUUUGAAGAAGGGUGUCAGAGCUGAAUCCCCCCUUACAGAGUGGGAUAGAAACUGACAAAUAAUCAUUCCCAAGCCAGGUGAGAGGUUAGCUUUCAUGUCUGAGCUCCAGAGAGAAGGUGCUCACAGUGUCUUUCUUAGAAGGGGCAGUAAUUUGCAGACAAAGGCACCUUGUGGAAGUAAUUUUUUUCUGGUCAGUUCGUGAGCCAAAUAUAAUUUUAAGUAUGUUUUUCUUUACAGUUGGGUGGAACUGCUGCAGCACAGAUCUGUCUCUGUCACAACACUGUAUCCUGUUCUUCUGCAGUGACCUCUCUAAGGUGAAUACUAGAGAGUACACUAGAAAUUUAGAUUGGACUUUGGAAUUAGUUGCUAGUCUUAUAAUUUCAAAAGCUGAAGUGCUAAUGCAGUGUAUCUGUUCAUUGUUCCCUUUGUCCUUAAUAAUACACUUGCACUUAUUUAGUUCUGUUUGUAACUCAGUGCAUCACCUGAAGUUCAAAAUUUCUUUUGCAAUUCCUCUUUUUUCAAGACUAGUUAUAUCCCUACCCAAAUUUCUAAAGCAAUGAGAACUUAUAUUGAUGUAAACUGUAAGUGUUCUAGCUAAUUAUCUAGGAAAAAAAUCCCCAGUUGUAACCACUCAACAGGGAAAGGAACAGAUUGAAGUUCUUAAUGUCAACCAGCAAGGUCUAGCUGGUGAAACCUAUAGGAGGAUGUAAUGCACUUAAAGUUGUGUGCUGCAUUCAAAUGAGAAAACUUGCUAAGUUCAGUUUAGACUGGCUCCAUAUGACCUACCCGAGCUGGUUGCAGUUGCCCUGUGGCUUCAGUGGCUCCUUAGAAGUCUUUAUACAAAGGAGAUGACUAACAUGAAUUCUAAAUCUAUGUGGAAUGGCUAAGAAAGUGGUUGUUUUGUCAUAGUUUAGGAAUGGAAUUCCCCAGUUUAGUGUUCCCACUGAAACACUCCAAACCAUGUGCUGCUGUCUCACUCCACACUUCCCUCUCCCCUGCAGUGGUGUGGAGAGGAGAAAUUGGAGGCACAAAAGGUACAUAUCAAGGGUUAAGAUGAUAACAAUUUAUUAGAAACAGCAAUGAAAUAAGCAACAAACAGUAGCAACAAUAAUAUUAAUAACAAAGUAUUAUUAAAAUUAAUAACAAGGAGUGAAGGAUUCAUAUGCAAUCACUUACCACAGGCAACCUGGCGCUUCCUGGACCACUUAAUUCACCAUUGGCCUGAUUGGAAGGAGCCCAUCCCUCCCCUGCCCCUUGCUUUGGCAUGAGAGGGUAUAGAGUAACCCCAAGGUCCUGGUCCUGUCCCUCCUGGCAACUGCAGAAAUGAACCCUUUUCUGGCUGGAACCAGGACACAUCCAUAACUGCCUAACACUGCCUCAUCCUUCUUUUUCUUCAUUUUGCCUCUUCUCUUUCUUCUUGCCUUACUUCUGAGAACAUGCCCACCUGUUCUCAGAAGUACUUUUAGUUUUAUAUCACUAGUUCUUCCUGGAUGCCAGACAAAGUUUUGGAUCCUGCUCUUCUGAUCAGUCUCAAGUGGUUUUCACUCACAAAUAUUUAACACCUGCAAAGCACUAAUGCUUAAAGUCUUCCUUUGUCAAUUCUUGGUGUUUAUCAUUGACUGUGAUCAAGUUUUCUGUUAUUUCUGCUGGGGUUUUUGUGGUUCCCUGCUCCUCAUUUUGUUUGACAAUCUUUCUACACUGCAUAGCCUUUCACAGUACUUCUAAAUCCAUUGUAGUUUUUAUUUCCAAAAUGAAUUUUUCUGAUGUGAACCUUACCAGAUGGUACAGGUGCCCUACUGGAAAAAUAGUAAUUAAUUUGUAGUAGAUUUGAUGUUUCUGUUUGAUUCAUGCUCUCCCCCUGCAAUGUCUUAAAUUGCUGUGUGUGGUAUGGACAGCAUGAACCAGCUUUCUGGCACAAUGGAAAGCUACAGUCUGUUCCUUUUUGUUGAGAGGGGAAGGUGUUCAGAGGUAGACUAUAACUCCUUGUCAGGAAAUCAGCACGGUUUUGCUUCAUUAUAUCCCAGACCUAAUAUGCAAAGUCUGUUUCAAGUAAGUAAACUAAAUUUUAUAUAGCUCCUUUCAAAUUCUUGUAGCAUGGCAUGGGGGAAUGAGUUAAUCUCUCUGGAGAUUUACUAGGAGUGUUGCUAACCCCCUGUGCACAUUUUGGAAGUGUCUGUUAUUGUGUUUUUGUACAUGUUGUAUAUAAGCUGUAUGUAUAAAGCUAUUUUCAGACAACUCUGCUUGCUAACAAUUAAAAUGAUAGUAGAAUGCAUUUUAUGAAGUAUUUUCUUCUAACUGUAGUCAAAGGAACAAAGAAAAUCUGCAAAUAAGAUCAUGUCAGCUUUUAAUAUACCGCAUUGAGAUCUAUGCCAAAAUAGUUGUUAAAAUGCCAUCUGAUUUUUUUUUCCUGUUAUAAAAAUAUUCUUAUUUCAGGAACAUCAGUUCUUUUCUAUCUUCCUCUCCUGAGUUUCAAGAUGGCUUCUUUCAAAAAUAUUUUUGCAAUGAUUGAGAAAACUACCAUUCUUUCUUAGUCUUUGAAAAAUGAGAGAAUAGAGGUAAUUACUGUUUCAUCGGUGUAAGACAUUUAUUUUUUGUAGACUAGAGCUAGUACAAUGUAAGUCUGAUAGCAUCUUCUCACUUCACCCUAUCAAUAUUAGAAGUAUAACAUACACUGCUGAAUCCUGAAAUGUCAGUAUGGUCAAAUUCUCAACCAACCUGAGAGAUCUCAUUUAGCAUUACACUGUGAUGUGAUAAUUAUCUUCAACAAAGGCACUUCACUUUGAAUACAGGACAGAUUUUUGCAACAUAGAUAUUUUUCUCAACUUAGUCAAGGCAGACUCACAGAAACUAUGGCCCAGGAAUUAGCAGGGCUGAUUGAAAGGUAUUGAGCCAUGCUCAGAGGAGGAAAGGGAUAAGACCAGGCUACUAGAGAUCAGUCUGGGGGUAGCAGGCUUGUGACGAGGGCAAAACCAUUACCCCAGCUGAAGUGCAUCUCCACCAAUGCACGCAGUAUGAACAGCAAGCACAAGAAGCUGGGAGCCAUUGUACAACAGGAAAGUUAUGUAUUUGCUGUCAUGGAAAUAUAGUGGGAUGACUCUCAUGACUGGAGCGCUGCAAUGGAUACCUCUAAGCCCUUUAGAAGACACAGGGAAAGCAGGAGGGGUGGUGGGAUGUGCCUGUGGGUAAAGAUCAGGAGGAAGGAAGCAGGGCGGACAGCAGGAUGGUGGGAGUCUGGAGUUUAUUCCACCCAGCCAGGAUGAACAGGUAGAGGGGUCAUUCUACAAGCAGCUGGCUGAAGUCUCAUGAUUGCUGACCCUUGUACUCAUGGGUGACUUCAACUUGCCAGAUGUCUUCUGGAAACACAACACAGCAAAGAGAAAACAAUCUAGGAAGUUCCUGGAGUGUAUGGAAGACAACUUCCUAACACAACUGGUCAAUAAACCUACCAGAGAAGGUGUCCUGCUAGACCUCUUGUUUGUGAACACAGAAGGACUGGUGGGUGAUUUUGUAGUCAGUGGUUAUCUUGGACACAGUGGCCAGGAGAUUGUAGAGUUUCAAUGGGUCAAAUAAGGAGAGGCACCAACAGGACUUCCACCUUGGAAGAGAGCUUGGAAGAGCAGACUUUGGCCUGCUUAUAACAUUGAUUUACAGAGUCCCUUUAGUGGUCAGUUCAGGAGUCAGUUCUGAAGUGUAAAGAAGUUUAGAAAGGCUGGAUGUGAUUUAGAAAGGAAUUGUUAAAUAUUUAGGACCAGACUGCCCCCAGCUAUAGAAAGACAAGUCAUCAGGGAAAAAUACCAGCCUGAAUAAACAGAGAACUUGGGCUGGAAUUUUGGGGAAAAAAAGAGAAUCUAACAUCUCUCAAAGGAGGGUCAGGUAAUUUGUGAGGACUAUAACGAUAUUGCAAGGUUAUAUAGGGAGAAGAUUAGAAAAGCCAGACUAGAAUUUGUAUUUUAUGAAAUGUGAAAGUCUGGAGUUACACUCAGAGCAAAGGGCAGAUGAUCUCAAUAUAAGCAAUAUGAUUUAAAAACACUGCCAAUUAUAAAAAUUGCAAAGUACUUUUACUUUUGAGCAUCCCAAUGUCCACAACUAAACGUUGCUGAGCUCCCAUCAGCUUUACCUGUCUGAGAGCAGUUUUAUUAACCUCUGUAACAGUGCACACAUUUCAGAAAAACACAGCAUAGCUUUGGGUGGGCUUGUGAGUCUUCAGCAGCUUUCUCAAUCUGAUUCUGUGACUGUGGAGAAUGGAACUGUCAGUAGAAGAGGAGUAUCUACCUGUAGAAGAGAAUGCCAGCAAUGGCAAAUAUUAUAGCUUUCACUGUGCAUCAGCCUCUGUUAAAUGCUUCUCCUAUGUCUACAUACGGUUUGCUUUUUUUUCCUCUGAUGGCAAAAGCUGAUGUGUUUAACAUAUUUCAUUAUUAUCUCUUUCACACAGAUACAGAUCAAAUAAAACACAUGGACUAUAGUAGAUUUCCAUACAGUGAAGGAAUGAUUGUGUUCUGACAGUGUUCUAAACCAUCUUUGUUGCCCCAGGAGUGAUAUGAACACCAUUAUAACCUCUUGAUCCAGGUAAUAGCCCUACCAGAGGGGAUGUUACUGAAUCUGCUGGUAACCAAUGCCAGUGAGAUAGCUCGGGAUAUCAAGAUUGGAGGCAGUCUGGGCCACAUAUUCUCUUUAGGAAUAUGGGUGAAAUAAGGAGUAAGGUCAGACUCCUGAACUUUAGGAAAGCAAAAUUUCAGCUUUUCAAGGCGAUAGUCAGCAGGAUACCUGGGAUACUGCCCUCAGGGACAAUGGGCUAGGUGGAACAGAGCUGGUAUAUUUUUAAGGGUGUCUUCUACAGAGUGCAAUUAGUUAGCAAUCCCCAGGAGUAAGAAAUAGGGCAAGGGAGGCAAGGGAUCAGCAUGGCUGAGUUGAGAAGUGCUUGUCAAACUACAGGGAAAGAAGCACAUACAUAGAUGGUAUAAAUAACCACAGGUAACCUUUGAAGAGUGUAGAGAUGAAGUUUGGUUGUGUAGGGAGGAGAUGAGAAAGGCCAAGGUGAAGCUGUAACUGAACUUGGCAAGGAACACAAAAAUGUCAGGAAGAUCUGCUACAGGUAUAUUAACCAGAAAAAAAAAGUCAAAGAAGGUGUACUGCCCCUGAUAAACUCGUAGCAACAAAUGAGGAGGCUGAGGUACCCAACAGCUUCUUUGCCUGAGUCUUCAAUAGCACCUCUCUUCCUACAUAUCUCAAGGUGACAGAGAGCAAGAUGAGGAUGGGGGGAGCGAAGUGAAGAUCACUGUAAGUAAAGAUCAGUUCAUGACCACCUGAGGAGCUUGAAUGUAGGUCAAUGGGAUCUAAUGAGACACAUCCCAGAGUCCUGAGGGAAUUGACUGAUGUAGUCACUUUCCUACGUUUGUUUGAAAAUAUGUUUCCUUUUCAAAGAUCUUGUUUCCUAAGAUAUUUGAAAAAUUAUGGUGGUUAUGUAAAGUCCCAGGAGUAAAAGGGAAAAAACCUGCAAGAAAGUUGGAGAGACACUAUUUACCAGAUCAUAUGGUGACAAAGGAGAAUGGGAUCAAACUGAAAGAAAACGGUGAGACACCAGAAAAGAUUUCCCAGAGAGGUUGUGGAUAUCCCAUGCCUGGCAUUGUUCAUGACCAAGUUGGAUAGAGCUUUGAGCAACUUGGUUUAGUGAAAGGUGUCCCUGUCCAUGGCAGGGUGAUUGGGAACUAGACCAUCUUUAAGGUCCCUUCCAUGGUUUUAUGAUAUUUGGUUGCUCUAGCAGUCUGGCUCAGCUGUAUAUCAGAGCACAGACAAAGAAGAAAAGGCUAAAAUCAGUGGUGUGUCUAUUUUAAGUGAGACAUUAUUGAUAUCAUUACUUCUAGGACGACAAACUCUUCCACUCCACAGGACUUCUCUUUAUGCACUGCACAGGGAAGGACAUAAACAUAGUAAGGAUCACUGUAAAUCCAGUAUUUACUUCUUUUGGAGAUCUUCGCUUUGCCACUUGAAAAUUGACCUUUUACUAUGUUUUUUUUGAAUGCUUUGUGUGCUGCUUACAGAGAAGAGCAGUUUUAUGGGUUUAGCCUUUAUUGAAAAAAAGUAUCUGCAUCACCUUGGCAGUUCAUAUCACAAGAAGUAAGGCUGCAUUUUCCAGUGUACUGACCAGUACUAGCAACAGGCUCAAAAAUACAUUUCAAUUAAACAUCAAAGCUUCAAAUCAGCUUAUACCUGGAAAGGAUUUAGCAGCAGCUGACCAGAAAAUCAGCUAAUUAAGAUGUAUUUCGGAAUAAUAUUAUUAAAACCUGAGCAGAUGCAAACUCCCAGUUUGAGUCUUUUGCCUGCAAGUGCAAUAGAGAACAGAGACUACGUGCAGAGAGGAGGAAAUGAUCCUUUUACACAGUAUGCAUGAGAAAACCAGCAUGAUGAUGAUCACACCCUGUGAGACUCCCAAAUAGGCAAGCACGUGCUAGAAAUUUAACCAAUUUCUGAACUGGUCUUCAAAGAAGACCAGUUUUAUGAUUAUUUUAUAAUGAGAGUAGCAGCCUAAAUUGGGCUAAAAAAAAUGGACCACAGAUUUUGGUAGCUUUUAAUAGUACAUAAUCAAGCACUGAAUUGAAGACAUUUAGAUAAUGGAAUGAGGUCCAGAGAAGAGCAGCAGAGCUAGUGAAGGACCUGGACCACAAAUCUUAUGAGAAGUGGCUGAAGGAGCUGGGGGUGUUUAGCCUGGAGAAAAGGACACUCAAGGAGGACCUUAUCAUUCUCCACAGGUAUCUGAAAGGAGAUUGCAGCCAGGUGAGUGUUGGUCUCUUCUCCCUGGUAACCUGUGACAGGAUGAGAAGAAAUGGCCUCAAAUUAGGUGUACCAGGGAGGCUUUACAUUGGAUAUUAGGAAAAAAUUUACAGAAGGGUUUGUAAAGGGUUUGAAACAGACUUCUCAGAGAACUGGUGGAGUCACCAGACCUGGAAGUGUUCUGAAAACACGUGGCUACAGCAGUUCAGGACAUGGUUUAGGGGUGAACAUGGUGGCGCUGCUGGGUUGACGGAUGGACUUGGUGAUCUUAGAGGUCUUUUCUAACCUUAAGAAUUCUAUGGGUGUAUGAAUGCUGCAGAUCAAUUAUUGUUUACAUGGUGGGUUGUAGAGUCUUUCCUUCUCUUUAGGAACACUCAUCAGCUUUCUGUGGCAGUGCUUGGUUUGUAGACGCAGGUCUGAUCUGAGAAGUUAUGUGGUGAUGUACAGUAUCAGCAUUCAGUGACGUUCAGCUGCCAACAAGCAGAGCUGUUGGCAAUUCCCAUAACAUAUUAGAUUUGAAAUCAGAUGUGUAACUGGAGAAAAUAGAUCCAAUAAAUAUGUUUUUAAGUUUCUUAUAUCUAAGAGAAUGACAGGAACUCAGAAGAGCUUUCCAUUAUGGAGAAGAAGGCAAGACUUUGAGGUCAUAACACAACAUUUAGUACUUGUUACCUUACUGCCAUUUAGCUAACCUGCCAAACCUUGUCAUCAUAUUGAUCAUCCAGAAAAUUGUUCUUAAAAUAUAAAUUAUUAUCCUACAGAAACCAUUUUGAAAACAAAAAAUUAUUUUUUGAGAAAAAAGCCUGAGCUUAACAAACUAACCUAAGACAACAUCAAAUUAUUUUAUGGGAAAUGCUAAUCAGGUAGGUAAAUAAUUUCCAUUUAACUGUUAACAUUUCCUGAUUGUUCACACCAUGGGAAACAUCUGGACAAUUUAAUAUGCUACAGUUUGUGCUCUAGCAGUUAAGAGAACUAUUCUAGUCAUGUAACUAAUUAAAAAUCUCAGAUAAAACCCCUUAAAGGCAUCAGAAAUUCCAUCAAAGAAAAAUGGUGGAGGUAAGAAAAUAGUCUGGAUCUCUGUAUUAUUUUGUUAUUGUUGGGGAUUUUUUAAUAAAUUUUAUUUUAAUGGAUUCACAUAUAGCUUAGAGAUAUUUGUUAAAACCUAAUUUUAAGUCUUGAAUAACUGGAAAUCAUGAGUUUAGAAACAUUAUUUUGGGCUUACAUUGGUGUGAGUACAAAAUAGGAAACCUUGUUUUGUAUUUUCUAGGAAGGUUUUUUUGUACAAAGGAAUGAAGGUGAUACUGGUCUUCCUGGAAGAUUUUCUUACUUUCCUCUUUAUCUUUUCAACAGAAACUCUCAGGCCCUGAAAUAUAACAUCAAUUUAUGCAUGUUUAUUCUUAGUAGUGUAAAGCCAUAGUAAAUAUAUAGUAAAAUAAACAUUCUUAUAUAACUU
Messenger RNA from Zonotrichia albicollis (white-throated sparrow), 10277 nucleotides. It is a transcript of the gene NMBR, whose product is annotated as neuromedin B receptor. The record is from RefSeq and is a predicted model, not a curated record. Lineage: Eukaryota; Metazoa; Chordata; Aves; Passeriformes; Passerellidae. Gene Ontology annotation, cellular component: plasma membrane. Gene Ontology annotation, molecular function: bombesin receptor activity. Gene Ontology annotation, biological process: bombesin receptor signaling pathway.